Molecule: messenger RNA, 822 nt
Organism: Callorhinus ursinus (northern fur seal)
Lineage: Eukaryota; Metazoa; Chordata; Mammalia; Carnivora; Otariidae
Gene: SPSB4
Product: splA/ryanodine receptor domain and SOCS box containing 4
Biological process (GO): intracellular signal transduction; proteasome-mediated ubiquitin-dependent protein catabolic process
Cellular component (GO): SCF ubiquitin ligase complex
Molecular function (GO): protein binding
Source: RefSeq, a predicted model, not a curated record
AUGGGCCAGAAGCUCUCCGGGAGCCUCAAGUCGGUGGAGGUGCGGGAGCCGGCGCUGCGGCCGGCCAAGCGGGAGCUGCAGGGGGCGGACCCGGGGCGGCCGGCGCGGCUGGACCAGCUGUUGGACAUGCCCGCUGCGGGGCCCGCAGUGCAGCUGCGGCACGCGUGGAACCCCGAGGACCGCUCGCUCAAUGUCUUCGUCAAGGAUGACGACCGGCUCACCUUCCACCGGCACCCGGUGGCCCAGAGCACGGAUGGCAUCCGUGGCAAGGUGGGCCAUGCCCGCGGCCUGCACGCGUGGCAGAUCAACUGGCCGGCGCGGCAGCGUGGCACCCACGCCGUAGUUGGUGUGGCCACAGCUCGGGCUCCUCUGCACUCGGUGGGCUACACGGCACUGGUGGGCAGCGACGCCGAGUCGUGGGGCUGGGACCUGGGCCGCAGCCGCCUCUACCACGAUGGGAAGAACAGGCCCGGAGUGGCCUACCCCGCCUUCCUGGGGCCCGAGGAGGCCUUCGCGUUGCCUGACUCGCUGCUCGUGGUGCUGGACAUGGACGAGGGCACGCUCAGUUUCGUCGUGGAUGGCCAGUACCUGGGCGUCGCCUUCCGCGGCCUCAAGGGUAAGAAGCUGUACCCGGUGGUGAGUGCCGUGUGGGGCCACUGCGAAGUCACCAUGCGCUACAUCAACGGCCUUGACCCCGAGCCCCUGCCGCUGAUGGACCUGUGCCGGAGAUCCAUCCGCUUGGCCCUGGGCCGCCAGCGCCUACGGGACAUCAGCACCCUGCCCCUGCCUCAAUCUCUCAAAAACUAUUUGCAGUACCAGUGA